GGAAUAACCCACUCCAAUGUCUGCCCCAAACUCCAGUGGGACAGAAAGCCUGAAAUCAACUUUCACAGGCUCAGUGCAGUGUGCUCAGUUUCUGCCAGAGGACACAUCUCACUGCUUUCACUCCCAUUCGUCCAAACAAUGUGAGGAACAUGGCUGACAGAAGGUCUGACUGGGUGGAGAUCGUGGAGCCGCGCUCAAGGCAGCGCAUGUAUGUCAACCUGCUGACUGGCGAGUGCGGGUGGGAACCGCUGCCCGGCGCCCCUGUCCGUCAGUCGGACGGCAACCAGUGGUGGGAGCUUUUCGACGGCAAUAACAAUCGGUUCUACUACUACAACUGUACGAGCCAGCAGACGGUCUGGCACAGGCCUCAAAACUGCGACAUAGUGCCUCUAGCGCAACUCCAAGCCUUGAAGAGGAGCUCUGAGGUCGAGAUGAGGGGUCAAGGGAGGAUCCCUAGAGGACCGGCGGAUGGCAAACGGACUCCCGUGCCUGGACUGGUUUCAUCCACACAGUCCUCCUCACUGGAGCAGGAGAGUGGGAGGGAGACGCCCUCGUCCAAUGGCAAAGGGGACAGUUUGGAGAAAAGGAGCCAGGGAAAUAGGGACUUCGCUCAAAGAUGGCAGCCUGCUCCUGGAUCCAAGGCUGCCAUGUUGGUGAAAGUUAACAGCAUUGGAAGAAACCAGUCUCUGGGACCAGCUACUGGACACCACCUUCUCCAUCACAACCCCACCAACACUAGCACUUCACCCAGACCAGGUUACACAGCGCAACUUGACUUAACUGGUUUGUUCAACAAAAUGGCUGUGCCUGGAGACUCCAAGCAGGGUUACCACCUCAAAAAGGGGGAUGCCAACUUCUGUCUGGUUUUGCCCUCUUCUAGCUCUUCCUCGGCGCACCAGCGCUCUGGUGCAGGUACACCCCGCCCCUCUUCCCCUCAAUAUGGAGCUUUACCCUCAGCACCCAUCUAUGAUGAACCUCCACCCAUGGAUCCCCCCAUUUACGAUGAACCCCCAGUGGAAAUGGAAGUAGAAGGUGCGCACCACUUGCGCAGAGGUCCCUACUCCACCAGUCACAGCCUGUCGAGGGGAACCCAGCCUCCUAAACUCCUCCAGUUCCCCCAUUCCAAACAAGUCUGCAGCUCCUCAGCUAGCGAGUACAGUCCGGCCGGCCGGGAGUGCAUCAAACACAUGGUAAAUGUGGAUUCAGCUGUAUCCAAGCACCAGCCCCAGAUGUCUAAUCCUAUCGAGGGUCCUUCAAAUCCAACCAGCCCUCAAAUCCAGCCCCAGUCUCCAGUCUCUGCCCAGAUUAAGAAAGAAAUCUCUCUAGAGAAGAAGCAAUCAUGGAGGCUGUUGGAGCCUCGCCAUAGUCGUCAAAGCAGCCUGGCCUCUCAGGAGUACCCAGGCCCUGUUGCUGUCACAUACCAGGAUUCUGGCUACUCCACUGGACCAUCCCCAAGUCUGCGAAGGAAAAACCGUCGGCGUCCAGCUCUGGGUGCUGGGUCUGGUCGGCCCGGGUCGGUGGGCAGCAGUAGUGAGUUAAACGCAUUGAAUGAAAAGCUAAUGGCAGAAAUGAGGGCGGUGGUGAACCGUUCUAACGCACUUCAUGGCAGCAAGGCCAGUCUGGACACUGAGAUUGGAUCGGAGGCUUCUGGGAGUACCGCCCGCUCACCAGUCAGUUCAUUGAAGAUGGGUGCUAGAGGGUGUGGAUCAAGGGAGGAUGUGACAUCAAGUAACCGAUCACUGUAUAAGGGUGGGGGCAACAACCAUGGUGACGUGCUGCUGUCGCCACUGGUGACAGAUGGGCUCGGAAGCCGGCAAAAGAGGACGUAUGAGAAAGUGGAUUCGCUGGAGAUGAGCGUAACAUCACAGACCAGCUUGUCCUCUCCAGAACCGCCAAGGUCUCCCUCACAGACAGGAACACUGGAAUCCAAAACUCAGCAGGACGUCUCGCCCCAGGAUGACCAUGACAGAGAGGGUCGUGGAACUGCCCACCUCACCUAUAAAAACAACAACAACAAUCCCCCUCCUCCUCAUGCCAGCACGGGUUCGGGUUACCAGUACCCGUACACUACCCUCUGCAAACCUACACCCGACGCCAACAUGGAGGACUGGGCCAGCAAGAACCUUAACCAACACACGCAAGGCCUGUUUCGCCGGCGCGUCUCCAUCGCUAAUAUGCUGUCGUGGAACCGAGGCUCCAUUAAGAAACCCAUGCUGAUCACCAGCGACCGCACUGUCAAGAAGGAAGCCUGCGAGAUGUUCAAGCUGGUCCAGGCCUACAUGGGCGACAGGCCGGCCAGAUUGGACAAACGCCACGUGGCCCUUCAGGUGGUCACGAAGUGCUGGGGGAUGCAAGGGCUGAGGGACGAGCUGUACGUGCAGCUGGUGCGACAGACCACCGAUAACUUGAGUUUGAGGAGCUUGGAGGCAGGCUGGGAGUUGAUGGCCAUCAGCUUAGCGUUCUUCUCGCCUUCACCCAAAUUUAGACGCUAUUUGGAAGGGUACAUCCAACGACACCUUGAACCUAGUAACGAUAAGAAAAUACUUCAGCACAUCAUGGAUCAGCAGGACAUAAAAAACAAGAAGAUUUCCAAGUCCAGAAAAAAGAGGAGACAGAACAAUGAGGAAGAAGAGGAUGAAGGUCUUCCUAUCAGCAUUUACGCCAAGUACUGCUACCGUAAGCUGCAAAAAGUGGCCAUUACUGGGGGCAAGAAGGGUCUGAGGAAGCCCACUCUGGAGGAGCUCGACCACGGCCGGGACGCCAUCGUGACCCCGUCUCUUUUCGGCAGCGCUCUGGAGGAGAUCAUGGAGAGGCAGAGCGAGCUGUUCCCCGACCGGAGACUGCCCUGGGUGCAGGUCCAGCUCUCCCAGUACGUGCUGGCCCUGAGUGGAGCCCAGACCGAGGGCAUCUUCAGAGUUCCUGGGGAUAUUGAUGAGGUGAACGCUCUCAAGCUGCAGGUGGAGCAGUGGAGAAUUCCCGAAAGCCUCUCAGAUCCCAAUGUCCCAGCGUCUCUGCUGAAGUUGUGGUACAGGGAGCUGGAGGAGCCGGUGAUUCCUCAGAGCUUCUAUAAGCAGUGCAUCAGUCACUAUGAAGAUCCCGAUGCAGCCAUCAGUGUGGUUCAGUCCCUCCCAGAGCUCAACAGACUCGUGCUCUGCUACUUCAUCAACUUCUUACAGGUCUUCGCUCAGCCGGUGAAUGUGAGCAGGACUAAGAUGGAUGUGAACAACCUGGCGAUGGUCAUGGCUCCAAACUGCCUGCGCUGUCAGUCUGACGAUCCUCGAAUCAUCUUUGAAAACACGCGGAAAGAGAUGUCCUUCCUCCGCAUACUCAUCGUCCACUUGGACACCAGCUUCAUCAAGGGCUUAAUCUGACAGUCACGUUUUAUUCACUAUUUUGUGGCAUUGCUCAGAAUUGAGUGAAUCGUCCGGGAGAUGUCAGGACGUUCUCCUGCUCAGAGAUCGUUCUCCUCUUCAAACAUCACAAUAUUAGUUCGGACAAUGGCUA
Molecule: messenger RNA, 3504 nt
Organism: Rhinichthys klamathensis goyatoka
Lineage: Eukaryota; Metazoa; Chordata; Actinopteri; Cypriniformes; Leuciscidae
Gene: arhgap46b
Product: Rho GTPase activating protein 46b
Exons: 10
Coding region: 150-3371 (1073 amino acids)
Biological process (GO): signal transduction
Cellular component (GO): cytoplasm; cytoskeleton
Molecular function (GO): GTPase activator activity; protein binding
Source: RefSeq, a predicted model, not a curated record